AUGCCUCCUGUUCCGGACGUGAUGUUUCCACCAGUUCCCGAUAUCGUCAAAUCGACAAACGGAAAAUAUUUAGAAGAAGAAUCUUUGGAUCCAGAAUUGUCUCCAGGACUGUUCCAAGGAGAUAUGGCUCUAACCAACGACUUUUAUGACUAUUGGAGGGUAGGAAUUAAAUUUGAUAAAUUCCCAGAUAAAUUGUGGCUUAAAGGAAUCGUUCCUUAUGUGAUUAGUCCACUAUAUGAACCAUCCGAACGAGUGACAAUUUUAACAGCAAUAAAAAUUAUCAAUUUUAUGACUUGUAUAAGAUUUGUUCCGUGGAAUGGUACCAGCAAGGAUUACCUUCUCAUCUGGCCCAUUAAGUAUCCAAAAGGUUGUUGGUCUUUUGUUGGGCGUUUCGGAGGUGCUCAAAUAGUCAGUUUACAAGCUCCCGAUCGAAAGGGACCAAACUGUCUCGGUACCGAAGGCAGAGCUAUACACGAACUGAUGCAUGCUUUAGGGGUGUUUCACGAACAAUCCAGAUGGGAUAGAGACAAAUUCGUCAAAAUACAUGCCGAAAACAUUAUUCCGCGUUUUAAAUCGAAUUUCGAGAAACAGAGCUUAGACAACACAACAUACAGUUUCGAAUACGAUUAUGAUUCCAUUAUGCAUUACGGAAGGUAUUUUUUCACGAAGAAAAAAGGUAAACCCACAAUAACAGCGAAGCAACCGCAUUCCAGACCGAUAGGUCAAAGAAAAUCGAUGUCGAAGGGAGAUUGUUUGAAAUUAAACGAUUUGUAUGGCUGUUUUAAAAAUCCUAGAAAGAGAAGAAAAUAUUAUAAUAUAUGCAAUUUUUUAGGCGUUUAA
Messenger RNA from Diorhabda sublineata, 840 nucleotides. Its product is annotated as hatching enzyme 1.2-like. Lineage: Eukaryota; Metazoa; Arthropoda; Insecta; Coleoptera; Chrysomelidae. Gene Ontology annotation, molecular function: zinc ion binding; metalloendopeptidase activity. The record is from RefSeq and is a predicted model, not a curated record. Gene Ontology annotation, biological process: proteolysis. Bases 1 to 840 code for a protein of 279 amino acids. The transcript has 5 exons.